This is a messenger RNA of Dracunculus medinensis (Guinea worm), 531 nucleotides long. The record is from the annotation of a GenBank genome assembly. NCBI's taxonomy places the organism in Eukaryota, Metazoa, Nematoda, Chromadorea, Rhabditida, Dracunculidae.
AUGACACAAAUUGCGGGAAAAGGCGUCACGCAAGUUAUGCAACGUUGUGAGGAGGCGAAAUCAACAGGAUUCCUCGAUUUAUCGAACUGCGGCUUAAUGUAUAUCGCCGAUGCGAUUUAUCUCGUACUCAAAGGCUACCAAAUAAAUAAAUGUAAUUUAAGAAGUAAUUCACUUAAAAAUUUCCCGAAAAAAAUGAUUGAAAAAUUUGAUAAUAUGAUUCUAUUUAAUAUUGAAGGAAACAAAAUAUCAGAACUCCCAAACGAAAUAAGCAAAUGGAUUUUACUGAAGGGAUUGAAUAUUGCUAAUAAUAACUUUAACGAAUUUCCAGACGUUUUAUAUUGUUUAAAGGAACUAACAUUUUUAGAUAUUAGUAAUAAUUCUAUCAAAGAGAUUGAUGCUGAUCGCUUAUACAAGGAAUUAUUAAAUUUAAAACAAUUGUAUUUAAAUAAUAAUCCUAUAAAUGAAACUUCAAAACAUAAUCUCUUAAAUAAUACUAAUAAACCGAAGAAUUUAAAUAUUAUUUUUGAUUAA